UGGAAUAGGUUUGGGUUUUGUCAUUGUACUGAUCCUGCAGCCUCUGCAAGAGCAGGGCUGCUGAUAUUUGGGAGAAAAAGACCUUAGGAAAUCCUAUGAAUUCGUAAUAAACAUUACAGCUGUUUGCUGCUCCAGACAUUAGGAAGCUGCAGGUCUUUCAAAGCAGAGGAAGACGACCCCUCUGGAUCAAGGACAGGAUGCUAUAAAGGAGGGUCACGGGCCUACGAAAAAAUCCUAUAAAGAAGGAAGAUCUUAAAAGUAGAAUCCCAUUCGCAGCAGAAGGUCCCAGCUGUUUCUGCAUCCUAUUUAAUUGGCGUCCUGAAAAUUUGACCACAAUUACAAUUUCCCCAAGGAUAGGUAUAUAAUUCAUUUUCAUGCAGUCCCAGAAUUAUUCUCUUAUUCUGCUUAAUCCCACGGGGGAGCUGCAGGGGAAACAGUGAUUGUAUCUGUGCAAGGAGAUAGAACGUGGUCACUGAUUUGAUACGGAGAGACAUUGAGAAAUUUUCUGUCAUACAAAACUCAAUAUCUUUUCAUUCAGCUUAUUUUUCUUCUUUUUUUUUUUCUUAAAAGGUAUCAUCCUUUUGGAUUGACGGAACCAUGAAGUAUCAAGGAAAUCUAUAACGGAUCAGGCCUCCGAUCCUAUAGGGAAUUUGGAAUACACUGCGAAUCCCAGCAUCUCAAAUGUGAUUUUUGGCUGAAACCUAUACGUUUUAUUUCUCUGCCUUAUGAGAUCGGGAUAUUCUGUAGAAUUUCCAAAAAUCAAAUAAAAAGAGAGAAAAAUCCCAUCAUCUUGUCAUCUGGAUUUAGUGGAUGUAAAAAUAUAUUUCCUCACUACCAAUUCCUACAUGUUGAGCAAAUUUUUUUUAAUUUUUUUUAUUGAAAUCUGAGCAAACGAUUACGAUUUAUUUUUUUCUCCCACCAAACCAUCGAUAAGAAGGAGGAAAUCCAGACCUGCAAAGUGAAAUUGUAUUGAGGCAAAUUGAUCCUUACACUUUUCUUUUUUGUUGUUCCUUUGAAGCCUCGUAAAAAGACAUGCUCAUUAAUAAACUUACAAUCCGCGCAAAGAAACUAAAAAACACAGCGAUAUCAUUCUUUUAAUUCUCUGCUAUUUUCUGAUAGUUCUGUCUGGUUACUAUUCAUUUCCUCUUCAAUUAGAUGAGUUGUGUCUUCAUGAAUAAAUUGUCUUUUCCUCUGGUUGGAUAUUUAUAGUGCCCAUAAACAAACAACGGAUUAGAGAGACGCACUAAGAAAGCGGAAAAUUCAAGACAGAAAGUUGGAGGAUCACCAAAUGCCAUGGCCAGUCCUGGUUUUACAAGUACUCACUUGGGUCUGAAUUACUAGGCCGACUCUGUGUGCUUCCACCGUCCCAUACUGCCAACUAACAGAGACCAUAAAGGCCUUGCUCGUACCAUCUUGUACUAAUGGAGACCAAGCUUCCUCUCACCCCGACCAGUCCAUCCUCCCCGGGUCUGUCCCCAGUCCUGGCAGCAGACAAAGUUGAUGGAUUCUCCAGACGUUCCCUCCGUCGCUCCCGACAGCGCAGGUCACACAGUUCUUCUCAAUUUCGCUACCAGAGCAAACAGCAGGAGCUAACCCCUUUGCCCCCUCUGAAAGAUGCUCCAGUCUCUGAGCUGCACGAUCUCUUCUGUAAGAAGUUACAGCAAUGCUCCAUUAUCUUCCAUUUUAUGGACUGUGUGGCUGACCUGAAGGGCAAAGAAAUUAAGAGGGCAGCUCUGAAUGAACUUGUAGAAUGCAUUGCAACCAACAGGGGUGUCCUGAUAGAGCCGGUGUACCCUGAGAUCAUCAAAAUGAUUUCUGUAAAUAUAUUUCGGACACUUCCUCCUACUGAUAACCCGGAGUUUGACCCUGAAGAAGAUGAGCCAAAUUUUGAACCGUCGUGGCCUCACCUGCAGUUGGUGUAUGAAUUCUUUCUAAGGUUUUUGGAGAGUCAAGAUUUUCAACCUUCAUUGGCCAAGAGAUACGUCGACCAGAAGUUUGUCCUAAUGCUCCUUGAUCUUUUUGACAGUGAGGACCCACGUGAGCGGGAGUAUUUGAAGACAAUCCUGCAUCGUGUUUAUGGGAAAUUCCUGGGACUUCGCGCGUAUAUCAGAAAACAGUGCAACAAUAUCUUCCUUCGAUUCAUCUACGAGACAGAACGGUUUAAUGGUGUAGCUGAACUACUGGAAAUUCUGGGAAGUAUCAUAAAUGGGUUUGCUUUACCUCUGAAAUCUGAACACAAACAGUUUCUCGUUCGAGUUUUGAUACCGCUUCACUCUGCAAAAUCCCUCUCUAUAUUUCAUGCGCAGCUUGCCUAUUGUGCAGUUCAGUUCCUGGAAAAAGAUUCUUCACUAACAGAGCAUGUUAUUCGAGGUUUGUUAAAAUACUGGCCAAAGACCUGCACCCAAAAAGAGGUAAUGUUCCUUGGAGAGUUGGAGGAGAUUCUUGAUGUCAUUGAGCCGUCACAGUUUGUAAAGAUUCAGGAGCCUCUCUUUAAACAGAUAGCCCGCUGUGUCUCCAGCCCACACUUCCAGGUUGCAGAGCGAGCCCUUUAUUUCUGGAACAAUGAGUACAUUCUCAGCCUGAUAGAAGAGAAUUGUCACACCAUCCUCCCUCUGAUAUUCAGCACUCUCUAUCAGGUGUCUAAGGAGCACUGGAACCAGACAAUUGUGUCUUUGAUUUAUAAUGUACUCAAGACUUUUAUGGAGAUGAACGGCAAACUCUUUGAUGAACUCACAGCAUCCUAUAAACUUGAUAGACAACAAGAGUUGAAGCGUGACAAAGAGCGUCAAGAGCUGUGGAGGAAGUUGGACGAGCUGCGUCUUAAAAAAAUGAACGGUCUGGAAGAAGCUCAGAUGAACCAACUGAACCUACAGCACAGUCGAGGAAGUAAAAGUUAGGAGACCUCUCCCCACUACAUUCCAUCAUUUACCAGAAGACCACUGCAGCCAACCCACCCUCUCCUCCCUGUAUAUUGACCACUCUCUGUUUUGAUCCCUCACUUCUUCCCAAAGAGAGGGGAGAACUGUUACCUCUUGUCGUGACCCUAUGAACAACAACAAAGUCUAUGGGAGAAGACUAUGUCAUUUUCACUUGGCAGCAGCUGUCUUAUCCACUUGUUGUGGGGAUAAAGCAUGCUUGGUGACAUCUCAAAAGUGCAAACCACAACCCGGCACCGACUUUUCUGGGAAAAGCCAUUUAUAACCUCUACAUUAACCAUCCAGUGAAGAGUUUAGAAAGAAUGUUCUCAUUCUCCACCAUGUUUACAUCUUUCCAAAAGCAUAUGGUUCAUGGAAAAUGACACACAGAAAAUCCCUGUCACUUCCUAUCCAGUGGGAACAGGAGCUUCUGAGAAGUUCCCUCCAUCUGACACAUCUUGUAUUUGAAAGCAAGGGCUUCUGGGAAAGCCUGUCACUGAAUCACUUUUGUGCAACUCUGUAAUUUUCUGACCGUGAGAGCAGAGGCUUCUGGGAAAGCUUCUUUAACAGUCAGUAAAUAUCUCUUCCUGUUUGUGAAAGCAGGGGCUUCUGGAAAGGCCUAUGUCUCCUGUCAGUCAAUUUCUGUACAUGAUGGGAGAGACUUCUGGGCAAGUCUCUCCACUAACCACCUUUAUUCCGUCAAUAAGAGCAGAGGCUUCUGGGAAGCCAAAUUGACUCCUAACCCCUCUGGUCACACAAACACACAUCUAUCAGUGAACAGUUUCCUUUAGCACAGCAGAUUUACAAACAAUAUGAACUGCAACAAACUUCAAUCUGGAGAAUUACCACCAUGCUGGAUUCAUGGGAGAAAAGGCAUCUGGGUAGAUGGACUUUCCCCUCUGCUAUUGAUUGUCCUGUGGAUACAAGUAACCUCGCACUAAACAAUGCCACCUAGUAGUAGAAUAUAUAGAUGUGUCCAGGACUGAAAAUUAUUCAAGUAGUCCACUCACCCGUGAUGAGUAAGAAAAUGUAGUAGAUGAGUUAAAACAAAGCAAAAAAAUGCUCUAUUACAUACAUAACAUUGGUGGACUAGAAUCAUUUUCCCCAUCUGCUUAGCAGCUUUUGUUUUUUGUUUUUCAAACUGGCAGAUUUUUGUGAUAUUUUCUCUGGACAUGUCUCAUUUUUAGCUAUUGUGAUUAUCAAAGCAACAAAUAGCACAUUCUGGUAAAAGAUUACACAAAAGACAAGAGAUGGUUAUCUUCUUAUCAAUCAAAUGUUUAAUCAAGUUGAAGUAGGGUCUUACGACUGACCUCAUUGGUUCCAGAAUGUCUUGGACUUUUUUUAAAUAGCUUAAUAUAGUUAAAGCUGAUUUGCAAAAUUAACUGAAAGAUUUAAUGUCAUGGUGCAUGAAAAAUUAUAUGAAUGUGGAACAUUUGGAGGAGAGGAUUUGACGUUCACCAUCAUAUGUCUGACUGUUUUCAUGAACAUAAAGAAGAUCUCCUAAAUCACUUUUCACUGUUCACUUGUUUUCUCUAAUAGUCGUCACAAGAGAUAAUAUGUCUGAGAUUAUAAAUCAGCUCCAUGUUUGGAACGGUAAAGAUAUCUUGAUAGAACUUUGGAACUCUAAGGGGUAUGUUACUUCCUGUCCACGAGAUCAAAGGGGAGAAGCUAUGGGAAAGCUAUUGUUUUAUUUUUGCUUACAAUAGGAAAAGCUUCUGGGAAGCUUUCUUAAAACUGUCCCCUCAUGUCACUUAUUUCCCUUUAAUGCAAUAUCUUCCAAGGGGAGAGAAUAAAUAUUAAUUUUCAAUGUUAGGAGCUAAAACGUCUGGGAAGUAUAGCACAGCCUUCUUGUGUGUUCUCUUGAAAAAAAAUGACCCUGUUACUUUAAUAAAUACUGUUGCAUCGUUACUUGAGAUCUGUGGAAAAAAGGAUUCUGGGUUUAACAAUAUACACUACAAAGGUGCUCUGGUCAGAAGAACUGGCAAAAACGCUAUGUUGCUUGAAUUCGAGGUCAUGGUACAUAGUGACAUUACGGUUACGUAGACGAUAGUAUUGAUAUAUAAAAAGCCCCUUUUCCUAGCAAUUCCACAGGCAGCUAUUUCUAGCCCAUGUUCUUAAUUUUCACUGCAAUAAGCUAAUAGCAUGGGUCAAUGAAGUAACAGAGAACCAAAUACUUGGAUCUAAAGCAAGUUAACCUACUGAAAUUUAAAAAUAAUAUGCUGUUUUGUGGUUAAAGAUGCAUUCAUGAAUGAUGCAAGUCUAUGGUUCAUAGUUUAAAAUACACUAGUUUUGUUUUAGUAUUAAUGAAACCAGAAUUAGACCCAAGAACUAGCCUCAAAAACUGUCUACUCAAACUCCUAGUAUCUGAAAGAGUGAGCGAGAACUGUAGGAAAUGUAGCAUUUUUAAAAACCUUUUUUUGGUUAAGUUUAGUGUUCUCUAAACUGCCAAGGGAAGGAGGAAAGCCUCUGUGUUGUCUUACAGGGGAAUACUUUGGUUUUAACAGAAUGAAUAACACAUUAUACUGUAUGUUUUAGGCUUGUGAAGUUAGCUGAAGGUAGCAACGUAUCUUAUAAACGGAAGAUUGGCAUAGCUAUUGAACAGGUACGGGUUACUGACCAGUUCUUCCUAAAAACUAAUUGUGAGUGUCCAAUCAUUUAGUAGUGCCCUCAAGCAUUGUCCUGAGUGUGAGCUAUGUUUCCGUCAGUUUUCAUCACACUUAAGCAAAAAGCUAUGGCCAGGCAUCACCACCUUGUGCUUUUCUCAACCUGCUCUUCCCUCUGCAUUCCUCAACUUUUGAUCCCAUUUAUGCAUUUGAAGGGUGUUCUAUAACUCUUCAAUUAUCCAUUACUGUGUGUGCUGAGGGGAACCUCGGUUCUCUUAUUAACGGUAUAAAAUAGCCUAUUCUCUGAAAAAAUAUAUAUAUAUACUGCGUUCAACGUUUUCAUUUUUAUUUUUUUAAAUGAUUAUUUAUGGUAUUAUUUAUUUCGUAUUUAAUAUGGUCAGCGUUUGAUCUGUUUAAUUCACUGAGGGGAGGGGAGGAGUGGGGUGAAAACGAUAUUUAACCUGUUCACUGCUGAAUUAAAU
This is a messenger RNA of Pelobates fuscus (common spadefoot toad), 6000 nucleotides long. RefSeq names its product protein phosphatase 2 regulatory subunit B'beta (gene PPP2R5B). Bases 1422 to 2897 code for a protein of 491 amino acids. Gene Ontology annotation, biological process: protein dephosphorylation; signal transduction. The record is from RefSeq and is a predicted model, not a curated record. NCBI's taxonomy places the organism in Eukaryota, Metazoa, Chordata, Amphibia, Anura, Pelobatidae. The transcript has 14 exons. Gene Ontology annotation, cellular component: cytosol; protein phosphatase type 2A complex; nucleus. Gene Ontology annotation, molecular function: protein phosphatase activator activity.